Phlebotomus papatasi is the source of this 13884-nucleotide messenger RNA. It is a transcript of the gene jing, whose product is annotated as zinc finger protein jing. Gene Ontology annotation, cellular component: ESC/E(Z) complex. The transcript is spliced from 5 exons. Gene Ontology annotation, biological process: regulation of transcription by RNA polymerase II. The record is from RefSeq and is a predicted model, not a curated record. The coding region runs from base 213 to 3302 and encodes 1029 amino acids. Lineage: Eukaryota; Metazoa; Arthropoda; Insecta; Diptera; Psychodidae.
UAACAAGAGCCGCCAUUCAUCGAGCAGCCGCCGUGAGGAGCGCAUCGCGCGUAUCUUUUAUAAUUAAUUUUACUUGUACUGUGUAUCAAUUUUGUGUAAUAUUCAGUGUAUUCUCCAUCCAUUGUGAGCCAAGACCUGAGGGAUACUAUUGAGAGUCGUGAGAGAGCUAAGGAGGCCUAGGUUCUGCCCUUUUUCUCGAUUAUGUGCACAAAAUGGCAGACAGUGUUGUGUGUUUAGACGAUGAAAAAGCGUCCAAAUCUGAGACUUGUGAAUUGAAUAUUGUUAGAGUUUGUGGUGGAAGUGAGGAGAGUGGCAUUGCAAAGCCACCACAGUCAGUCACUGCCCAGAAGCCGCCCAUUCCGAUGAGGAACAUCCUAGCGCCCCCAGCUGUGCCCGGAAGUGCCACUGGGGCGCCCAAGAAGGCCGACGGGGCUAGCCCUACAGUCCCAUCUGCCACUCCAUCAACAUCAACAGCAGGCACCGUCAAUCUGCCACCGCCCAGCGAUCCAGGAGCUGACCAGGAGUCUGAUGAGUGCCGCAAGAAACGCUGCACCGAUCGAUAUGACUCCUCCGAGUCUUCAGACAGUGGAGUCGCUGCUCUGAGUUGCACGGAUUCGAGCACAACGCUCAGUGAUACAUCGGAUCCGGGCUCACCGUACAGUUCAGCAUCUCUGGAAGAGAUCCAGAAUUCAACAAUGGCACCUCGACAAAUGCAGGUAACCCCAACAAGUACACAAACAGCACCACAUCAGUGGCCAUGGAGUAGCGGAAGUGCCCUGCCAUCGCCCAUUGUUCCCGCCUCAGCUCCUGCUCCAGCCAGCAACAACAACAACAGCACCACCAGCAACAACAACCUCAAGCGAACGGAAUCGGGCCUGAAGAUGCUGGAGACGCCAAAGAGGAUACGUCUGGCGGAUAAAUCGCCCAAUGGACUGAAGAAGACAUCAACGCCAAUUCAGAAGGCCAAGGUGGAAGAAUCACCGCCACAGACCAAGAUCACGGGGUACUUCAAGUCGCAAAUGAAGCCCGUGGCAACUACAAAGAAGGAUCUCACGAAUCUGGUGAUUAGAUCGAGGGAAUUUCCCAAGGCCAAAGUGGACAUGCAGACGAGGAGUCGAGCAGUGACGACGAAGACGGAGGAGAACAGGAAGAAGAGUGAGAGGAAAGCAAAGGCAGUUGUGGGUGUUUCUGGGACUAAGAAAAUGCCCAUUAUCAAUAAAGUGCCAGCAACUCCGCCGAAACGUCCGGUAGCUAUUGCUCCUAGGGUCACGACGACUGAGAAGAAGCCUCAACAGAGUAUUCUCCCUGUGGAUCAGGUGAAGCAUCAACCGACGGUGGUUUUGACAGCCAUAAGACUUCCGCAAUCUGCAAAUUCUGGGCAAGCAGCUACGCAAGCAGCAGCAAAUCAGAUACAUCCGGAAGCUGUGACAAAGAGUCCAGCUAAGGUUAAUCCAGUUUUUCAGCUGCCCGUGGUAUCCAACUUCGUGCAGAUACCAAAUAUUCUGACCAAAGGCACCACCACGAAUCUCCUGAUGAACGGAGGGCAUUUGGCGCGCAUCAAUGGCACGCAUCCUGGACAGUACUUUCUCAAUGGUGCUGCUGUCCUUAAGCUAGCCACUAGCAAUACUGGAACUGUCACAUCAAUUGAUGAGAAUGGAGGAGCAAGAGCAAAUGCUGGUGCUGGAGGAGUUCUGGGAAAAUCUCCAGCUGGAUUUGCUUCACCGGUCUUUAUGACAACUCCCCAGGGAAUUCUCCUCAAUGCCACACUGCCCACGGUGAUAACGUCACAAUACUCGAAUGUACAUCAAAAUCAUCUACUGCCCAGCUUCAGUACACUACUCCAGCAGACGCAGCAUCAUCAGGGACAGUCGGUGUUUGCCUCAUCGAGCACCACGAGUCAGGCAUCUUGCUAUCAAUUCAACCAGGCGCCAAUUGUGCCCAACAUUCCAGCGUCUGGCUUUGCACAGAGCUUCCCAUCGAAGAUUCCACAGCCUCUGGCAACACCUUCAACAGUUACCCAAGCAUCUGUCACCACGAUGACUGAGACGCCCAAAAUGAGUCCAGUCACGGUGAAUGUAGACGCCACAGCUCCCGUGGUGCCUCUUCCGGACACCACGGCCAAGAAUGUAGACCUUAGAUCUCCAACACUGCCCACCCAGAGCCCAGAAGUUCCCCCUGUUUUGCCCUCGCCCAAGAGUCUCGUACUCGAGCAGAUUCAACUGAAAACCUGCCCGGAUCUCGAAGUGAGUCUCGUGGAGGUUGAACCAGUGGAAAAACUCAAGUCUCCACGUGUAGAAACUGAUCUCCCCAACCUUCCGGAAUGUGCCAAGAGCCCAAUACUGUCACAGCCCAAAACCAUCAGAUUCCCGCCGCAGAAUGGCGAGUUUAUGCCCAAGGGUGUCCGGAAGUCAGAUGGAAGGAUUGUGGGCGUAUGCUACUGGGAUCAAUGUACAGCUCGCUUUGAUUCCAGCUCAAAGCUUCUCGAUCAUCUGCAAACGCAGCAUGUAACGCCCCAAACUGUGCCCUUCUCGUGCCUCUGGGCCGGCUGCAAGGUUCACUCACGGCAAUCGUGCUCCAGGCGAUGGCUCGAGGGGCAUGUGCUCUCACACGGUGGCCCCAAGCCUUUCAAGUGCAUUUUCGACGGAUGCGGACAGAGAUUCGGAUCGAGGAUUGCUCUGGAGAAGCAUGUCAAUAGUCAUCUCAAUACCACGGAGAAUUCUGGGAAUUCUGCCAAUAAGAGAUCAUCGGAUCUUCCCGUGUCCAAACUCAUCCGGAGGAAUGGGAAGAAAUUGCGGUAUCGUCGGCAACCGUGGUCAGCUCGGAUGUUCGAUUUCUUCGAUUCGGGCAUCAUGGAGGGUCUUCAGCAUCGUCUUCUGAUCUCUAGCUCCCUGGCCAGCGGUCCUGAUGGCUCCCUGGUCUUCAGAGGCCGCAAAAUGGGCCGUCGAGUACCCAAGAGCGGCAUUCCUGAGAUAUACGUCUCCUGGAUUCCGAGUGACAUAAUCUCAGAUGAGUGGAUCCAGGAGCCGAAGGAUGGUAGCUCACCAAUCACCAAGACUGUGGCGAUUGAGUCACUGAAUAACAGUGAACGGAUCGCCCUGCAGGAGCACCUGCGAUCUCUCUACAAGCGCGAGGUUCGGGAUUUGGGGAAGGAAUCUGGGGGGUGUGAUAGUAAAUCGGCGCCAAAGUUCAAAGUGGUGAAGACAAGUGGGGGCCCUGUAACAAUUCUGGAGGACGUAACCGUCAGCCAGGGACGCAAGGAGAAGCAUCACAGGAAGCCACCAAAGAAGGUGCAUCCGUCGUGACCCCAACUCAAUGCCCAACCACACAACUCUAGACUGUAAGUCCCCCCUCAAAAUCCUUUUUGUUUUCUCGUGCAAGAAAAAAAGUGUCUCUGUAGAUAAGGGGAAUUUCCUUUUUGGACCACAAUAUUGAGCCUCGAUGGAGAUAUUACAACUUUGAUGGUCAAUUUUGUAAAGAAGAAAGAAAAAAAGACAAGCGGUCGCGAUUUCGAGGGAAAAUUUCCUUUUAGUUCCAUUACUUGAAUAGUUCUUUCCUUUUAUUAAUUUCCAACAAGUUUUUUUUUACACAAAAUAGUUUAGAUAAGAAUUUUUCAUAAAUUAAAAUUGGAUCACAAAAAUAAAAGAUCCAACGGAAAUCAACGGAAAAUUUUACAUUUAGAUCAAUGUAGUUAAUUUUACAAAGUGAAGCCCAAUUGAUUUUUUUUAAAUAAUAUAACCCCUGAAAUUUAUUACUAAUUGUAGGAUUCUUUUUUCCUUGGGGAAAAAAAUCACUGAAUUUUUUUUUUGAAAAAAUUAAAAUCUGUAGAUAUUCUAAAGGAAAAUGUUAAAUUGCAAAGUCAAAAAAUUAUUUAAAGGUAAAUUUGUUUAGGAAGGAGAAAAAUUUGUACAUUUUUUGGAGUAUAAAAGCAUAAAGUUCCGAUAGGUUUUUUGGUAAAGAUUUUUUAGUCAAAUCAAAUGGAAAAGAAAAAUACAAUUAGUUCUUUUCAAAUUUGUUCUACAAUAUUGGAGUUGGUGCAAAAGUUCUAUCACUCUCUCAGAAGCUCUAAAGUUGGAGGGAGAUAUCUUGGUUUCUAAUUGAAGAUAAUUUUGAGAAUUCUAUAUUUCUGAAAUCCUGGAAUUGUCAAAGCCUUAUCUUGCAGAACAAAUCAAGCUCUCAUUAGGGAUCAUGCGAAUUUUUAGCUUUCAGACAAGUUGUAAGGCGUUACAUUUUUAUCAGAGUCCUUCACUGAGAAAAAACGGGGGUGCGAUUAACUUUUUUUUCUCGUAACUUUAACACUUUUUAGGUGUAAAAAUAUUUCAGCAUUUUGAAAAAAAAUCAUGAAAAAGGGUAACUUUAACCCCCAAUACACCUAAAAAGGGUAAUAUUUACACCGAUUUCGGAUCAAUACUGCAGGGUAAAAUUAACAUUUCCGGAAUGUUAUUUUAACUUUUCCGGAUUUCUCUCAGUGUUUAAUAAACCGACAAAAUUCCUUGAUAAUUUGUACAAUUCUUUUACAAUUGAUCUAAUAAUUUGAGGUUAUGUUGGUCCUAACCUCACAAAAAUGAGAAGAGGAUUAAAAAAAUCUUUUUCAAUGCAAUUUUAAGUCAUUUAUUAAUUUUAGAAGAUAGUAAAGCUAUUUGGAAUAAUUUUCUAGAGAUUUUAAGUAAUUCGCAUUUCAAAUAACAACAAAUCUGAAUUUCGUGAAGUUAAAUAUAAAUCAAAAUUUGAGACAGUAUUGUUGCUGUAUUAAGGAACAACCUAUAAAUUGGCAGUCUAAACUCUUGAUUUCACAUUAUAUUUUAUCAUUGACAAAUUCAGAAUUGAAAUGUUGAUCCAUUUGGCCAAUUCUCACUUGUUUUAUUUUAGGUUAGACUUAAGAUAACCUCAUUUUCUGAAAUUAGACCUUGUUAUUUUUUUUCUGGAAGAAAAUGUGCUCUGAAUCUCUUUAUUUUAUUUUUAAUGCCAUAGACACACUUAAGACGAUAGACGGCUUAACGAAUUUAUCAUCAAAAUAAUGAUCAGAUUACAUUUCCAACAGUUUCUGACUAUUACGUCUCUCGGCUUAAGCUGAGGAACGGCUUAGUUAGGCUUUCUUACACAGAAAAAAAUAUUUUGUAAAAUUGAUCGUAAAUGUUUGUGAAAUACUAUGGCAGACUUACGAAAUGUUCGUGAAUCGUAUAACCCACAAACAAGUUCGUAAAAUUUUGUACUUUUUUCACAAAGAUUGUUCGUAAAAUGAUCAUUUGACACAUCCAUUUUCAUCCAUGAUACAAACAUUUUUUGUACUUUACAAACAUUUGUUCGUAAAUGUUCGUAAACACACAAAAAAUGUUCGUAAAAUUUUGUCAUUUGUUCGUAUUUGUUCGUACAUUUUUGCCAGACAAACAAAAAUUUACGAACAAAUGACAAAAUUUUACGAACAUUUUUUGUGUGUUUAGGAACAUUUACGAACAAAUGUUUGCAAAAGUACAAAAAAUGUUUGUCAAAUGAUCAUUUUACGAACAAUGUUUGUGAAAAAAGUACAAAAUUUUACGAACUUGUUUGUGAGUUAUAUAAUUCACGAGCAUUUCGUAAGUCCUCCAUAGGAUUCCACUAAUAUUUACGAACAAUUUUACAAAAUACUUUUCAGAAUUUAGAGAAAUUAUUAUUUUGGUUAUAAUUACGCUAAGCCGUCUCGGCUUAAGUCGUAAAGUGUGUCUAAGGCAUAAGACGGGAUAAUGACGGAAAUUUAAACGGGAUAAUGACCAGCGCACAAUAAAUUUUGUUUGUAAAGAUGUUUUAAAAAUUUCCCAUGAGAAUGAGCGAGAUGACUAGAUCUUGAUCUCUUCACUCUCAUUAAAAUGUCAAAAAUAUAUGUACUAAACAAAAGUUAUUGUGCGUUGGGCAUAAUUCUAAAGGUACCCCACUGUCCAACGGAUUAGUGCGCUUUGAAAAAUGUCCCUUAGUUGCGUUACUCACAGCUUAACCUUAAAAAAUCAGAUCGAUUUCUAAACACAAAGAAAAUGCAUUUUUAUUUCACGCUUCGUCUUCAUGAUGGCCGAAGUAUUUUCUAUUCGAAGUUCCAAGUGUAUCGAGUGUCAAAAUGCUUCUGUUUUUGAUCUUGUUAUGGGAAAAAUCAAAGAAACAAAACUUACUUUAUUAUAAAUCCCCACUAAUCACUGAAUUAUAUUUUAAACAACUUUUUAGUGUGAUAUUUCUUAAAUUUGCAUCCCCUUGUGUGAAAAUUUAGUUCGAAAAUUCGAAAUGGAAUUUAAAUUCAUCGAAAUUCAACGACUUUUUGUGCAAAUAGAAUUCCAUUUACCAUAUUUAGGAAACACAAAACAAUAUUUCAUAAAAUUGUUCGUAAAUGUUUGUAAAUUCCUACUCGGGACUUACGAAAUGUUUGUAUAGCCCGUGACUUUAUCACUUUGCGAUCAUUUUUUGUUCUUUUGCAAACAUUUGUUCGUACAUUUUUAUUUCUGUGACAAAAUUUUACAAACAAAUUACAAAAUGUUACAAACAUUUUUCUGUGUGUUUGUGAACAUUUAUGAACAAAUGUUUCGAAAACAAAAAAAAAUAUAUGCUCGUCAAGUGAUUGUCUUACGAUUGUAAUUUAUGGGCAUUUCGUAAAUCUCCAGUUGAAUUCGCAAUCAUUUACGAACAAGUUCACCAAAUAUUUUUUUCCUGUGAAAACACCAUUGUAGGAUCAAACUCCAGCUGUGAAUAUGAAGAAUGGUUCGUUCUUGAGAUACAAUCAUCCGGUUGUCCAUUACAGGGAGUUCCGGCUUAAGUGAAAACGGAUUGAAAGAAUUUGAUAUGAAUUGCCUACUAUUGGGAGCUCAUUUAUAAAAUAAUUUUUGAAAUUCCCUUAAAUGUAUGCAAAUAUUUUUCACAAUUGACCCCAAAAAUGUUAUGACUGUAUCUUAGCUAAAAUAAAUCACAUUUUAUAUUUUAAGGAGUUUUUGGAAAACUGUAGAAGGAGAAAGUAUAGUGCAUUUCUGUUCUUUGCCUGGAUGCUCCUAAAUUAGUUUAUGCGCCAAAAUGUAAGGAUUUAUUUUUUCUAAAAGGAGAUUUUUAAUGAGAAAUAGAGGACCUUAUUUUUCAUUUUUAAACUUGAAUAUUUCGAAAUUACCCUUUUCUUACACACUCUUCAAUAAGUUUGCCUCCCAUUGGGAGUUAAUUUGUCUAAUUAUUUUUGAGAACCCCUAAUAUUAUAUGCAAAUUUUGAAUCAGUACAUUUAAAAUGCAUUUGUUACGAACAGUUGUUGCUGAAAACAACCCGAUGGCGCCAAUGAAACUUUGCAUAUUUCAUAGCGUUUCUGUAACUUAUUCGAAAGAAAACUCCUGUGGGUAUGCAAAUUUUCUGUUAUGAAUAAAGCCAUUUCGUGCGAUUUUCUUGGGUUCCGAAAAUAUGCAUAAUCCCAGUAGGGGAAUUCUGUAAUUUUCGUGGCAUUGUCACGCGUGAGUUCAAAACAUGACAAUGCCAUUCGAGCUUUUUUUGUCAGUUCGAAAAUGCAAUUCAUUGAAUUUUUAAUGAAAUCCUUUUACUUGAUAAUUUUACGAAAAUACAGUACGUCUUGGGUGAUUUCUUUAACAAAAUUCAUUGUCAUUUGAAUUGUCAGAAAUCUCAAAUAUGUGACUUCUGACAAUGCCACGUGAGCUGAAAUGGCAAUGUCACGGCUACAGAAUCGCAUUUUUGAAAAAAGCUCUCCUAAGAUUCGAACCCAAUUUGUCAUAUGGCAUUGCCAGAGCAUUACAGAAUUCCCCUUCAGAACCCACUAUACAACAAUUACUCAUACAAUAAAUCUAAUGGAUGGUAGGUUCCUGAGAUAAAUAUUCCGGUUGCCUACUAGAAUCUCCCUAAAUGCGUCUCGACUAAAAUUGAGAGGCUGGGGUCUUCUUGAAAGAGAGAUUUCGAAUGAAAUACCAGAGUUCAGAUUUUUAAUGAAUAUAAAUUCUGAAAAAAAAUAUAAUGAUUCCGUAAUUUAGAAAAUUAAAUAAUUAUUUUUACCAGAAAUUGAUAUUUUUCUCUCGAAAUUUGAAGCUUCUAAAACCGACGAAACUUUUGCAACUAUCCAAUAUUUAUUUUGAAAAAAAAAGUGAUAUUUUAUGUACACCGUAUUUCAGCGAUGAUCUCAAUAAUUUUUAAACGUAAAUUAAAAUAUUAAAAAAGAAAGUUCAUUGUCAUUAAUUUUCACAGUCGCGAAAAGUAAAGAAGUGGGAGAAAUUUGAGAUAAAAAAAAUGGGAAAUACACUGAAGAGAAAGAUUAAUAAAUGCAAUCAAUAUUUGUAUGUAUAGAACGUCGUUCUAAAGUAAAUUUUAAAAAAAAUCUAUACUGUAAUAUUAAGCACACAUAAACACGGAUUAGUAGAGAUGAAUGAAAUCGUUUAAUUGUAAGAACAAACGUAUUAUUUAAAUUAAAGAGAAGAAAAUUGUACCAAUUUGAUGAAAAGGGAAAUAACAUCAUUGUAUGAAGGAUAAUAUUAAAAUAAAAAAACUCACCUCGACAGCACAAAAUAUAGUAAAAAAAACAAGAAAACAUUUUGAAAGAGAAAAAAUACAGAAAAAUAUUCCUAAUAAUAGACCAAAUUUCCAAGAAUAAAUAAAAAUAUUUUGAUAAGAAAUGACAAGGAGAAAAUAAACCAUAGAAAAAAAUGCUCUCAGAAAAUUAUAUUUUUCGACGAAGAAAAUAAAACUCAGCUAAAUCACUGCUUUAGAAACCAGAGAGAUUUUUAGGCAUAACACGGACAAAAUAAACUUUAAGGGCAAGCAUAUUGAUUGUAUAAAAAUAUAUUAAAGAAAAAAUGCAAAAUAUUGACAUAUUACCAAUAUUAUCUAAAAUCUAGAGAAAAAAUAUGAGAAAGAAUUCUAUCCCAAAAUUAUAGUAAAGAAAAUGAGAAGAAAAAAUUAUUGUAAGGCUAAAGAUACUGUAAAAUGCAUUGAACAAAACUGUAUGAACUUUUUCUAAAUAUUUCGAUGUGCUUCAGAACAAUUCUAAUCGGUAGAUUUGAACGAUGAAAUUUUCCCGUGAAAUGCCUCUAAUUUAUGUCGUAAAUGUAAAUAGUGUCAUCCUAAAGAAAAUUCCUUAAAAAAAAUAUCUUAAGAAUAAACAACAUUCUCCCACCCUCAUCGAAAAAAAACUAAAAAAAACAUCCAUCGUAAACUCCUUUAGAAUAACAAAGUGACUAAUCGGCGAACUGAAUAUUAAAAAAAACGUUUUUAGAAAAAACAACUUAACAAUUAAGUAAAUUAAAGGAAUAUUGAUUAAAAGAAAAAAAUUGUCACUGCCAAAAUAUUGACUGAUUCCAUGAGAGAGAGAGAGAGAUAAACAAGAAAAAAACCAACCUUCGGACAAAUUUAGGGUCUCGUCUUGUAGUGAUUAAAAAGAAAAAAAUAAACUUUUGUAUUAAUAAAUACAAUUAGGUGAGAAAAACGCGGUAAAAUAGGUCUUUUUUUAAGGAAAAAAAUACGCAAAAAAAUAAACGGUAAUCAAACGAUCGAGGAUAUUCAAAAUUUUUCUACACUGCCCACAGAGGAAAAACUGAAUUAGUAAAAUGCUUUAGAAGAUUAUUUGUCACGGCAAUAAUUUUAUUUUAGUAGAUUUUACAAACAAAAAAAUGUCAAAAGCGCCCAAGAAAAUUUAUGGCAAAGUUUUCAUUUUUAACAGCUGAUUUUUAUGGUUGAAAAAUUUCAAUGAAAAUUUUAGCCAAUGGGAAAAGAGCAUUUGCUCACGGAGAUUUCCUAUUGGCUGUGAAGCCAAUGAAGAAAGCAGAUUGCAGCACUGAAAACUGAUGAGAUUAACCUGUUUGAACGCCUCCAAAAGGAGUUCAUCUCUUUAAUUUCCAUGAUGUAAUAUAAUUAACUUCAGUAACCCCUACAACAAAGUAUUUUAGAUAAUCGUGGAAAUUUCUUUGGUUAAUCCUGACAGGAGUGACAUAACCUUACUUUGUUGUGAGUUAACCAAAUUUUUCAUUUCGAAAGGGUUCAGUUUAAAUUUUUAGUUGGUGUCAAACAUACUAAAAUUUCAUGCUUUAACUAAUAAUAUCUUGUGGAGAAAUGUUCAGGGAGAAGCAAGAGGUUACGUUGUGAGAAGAAAUAACCUUAAAAUUAAAAUACAUAACCUACAUUGACAGUUAGUAGGUUAAAAAGCUUGCCCCUUUCGCGGAAUAAUAAUACAGGCACGUAUAGCGUUUAAUCAAGCUCAAUGGAUCCAAUUCGAAAGAUUUUAGAGUUCCAGAAAAAUUUUUCGAUCAUCUGAAGAGGAUUAAGUGCUCUACCACUUUAGCCCGCUGCGUAUCUAUUUUCAUCUCGAAACUUCAAGAUGUCAAUUUAAAAUGUUUGGUUAUGAGACACCUAACCUAAAAAAGGAUAUUUUGUUACUCAAAUUAUGGACUGUACUUAUUCGGAGGACUUGCUGUUUGCCUAUAAAACAAUAAUAAAAUAGCCCACGUUGAUUGAUAAAAUAGAUAUUUAUCAAAAUUUUUAGGCGAUAUCAAACACUUCUUUUGUAUUUUAAUAACCUAAAAAUAUACAAUAAAUUUUAGUCUCGAAUACUAUUUGAGGUUAGAAUAAGUAAAACGCCAAUUCUCACCUCAAGUCUCAAGAAUAUGAGGAAUUGAAAUUAAAUUUAUAUGAAUAUAAGUGCAUUAAAAGUAUUCUAAUUAACAGUUUUACCCUCAGUCACUGAGAUUGGACUUAGACGCAUUUUAAGUAUAAGAAGAUGUUUGAAAUCGCCAUGUUCAGUCGCCAUCUUUAGAUUUUGAUAAGUUUUUGUAGUAGAAAAUAGUCCUAAUACACUUAUUUAUCAAUUUGAGGUUAUGGUGAACAUAAUAAUAAUAAUGCUGGCACAACAUUCCAUGAAGGAACUAGGCCUUCGCGCAAGGGGAUUUCUAGAUACGCAUUAUUAUUUAUUUCUUAUACGGAAUGAGGAUAUCAAUCCCAUACCCCAGAAUAAAGUGCAGUGAAGCUUACUGGAUGCAAUCCGAAUACAUUUAAGAUCAGAGCAAUUCCUAGUGAUCUAGAGGGGGUUCGAACCCAAGACACUACCUACUUGUAUCAUAUAGGGAAUUCUCUAGCAGCCAGGUGACCCAUUGUGAACAUAACCUGAUAAAAAAUUAUUCACUUCAAGUGUAACAAACUAUAAAAUUCUCGAAAAAUACGUUAAAUAAAAAAAUUAGGUUAUAUUAACCUCAAUUUUACAAAUAAAAACGAAUUAUAGUGUGGAAAUGUUUAUCUUUUAAAGACUUUUUAAUCAGUUACACAGACAGGAUGAUAAAAAAAUAAUUAUGAAGAUCUUUAAAUUUUAAAAUCAUCAAAUUCCAACCUCAAAAAAAUUUACAUUUACAAAAAUUUACAUUUCUUGGUUAUAUUUUUUUGAAAUCAAGUUGAUUUUUUUUUAAUAAUUUAAGAGAAUUUCAUAUCAAACUUCAGACUUUUUUUUUAUCAUGAGAUGACUUUCUUAAUUAAAAUGAGGUUAUUAUUACUAAUUGUAUCGGGAUAUACUUUAUACAAUGUAAUCAUGCUGCAAAGUCGUAUAUUCCGUGUUGGAAGAAUGUGCUAUGUCCAUUGUAGACCUGCCAGGAACGCCUUCCCCGCAAAGUAUAUGUUUCUUCCGUGCCACUGAAGUUUCUUUUUGAGGUUAGGUCAUAUAUAACCUCAAAUUGUAAAAUGAUUUCUUUAUUUAAUAAUAUUUCAGUCCUCAAAUUGAGUUAUCUUGAAGUUUUUCAUAAUAUGUGUUUUAAUUUCAAAAAAAUGAUUAAUGAAGAAAAAUUUAUUUAAAUAUUCUAGAAUUAUUAGAGUUGCAAUGCCCUAGACACACUUACGACUUAAGCCGAGAGACGACUUAGUGGAAAAUGAUGGAAAUGAAGUUUAACCAUUAUGUCGAGUAUAAUUACGCUAAGCCGUCUCUCGGCUAAUCCUUAGGUCUGUCAAGGCCCUACAUUGAGAAAAAACACCAACUUUAACACUUUCUAGGUGUAAAAAUAUAUCAAGAUUUUUUAAUGUUAAUUUUACACCUUUUUAAGGGUAAAAAUAACAUGAUAGAGGGUAACUUUAACCCCUAAUACACCUAAAAAGCAUAUUUACACCGAUUUCGGUUCCGAUUUCGGAUUUCUAUUAAGAAAAUUAAAUAUUUGGACUAAGCUACAGCUAAUCUACAGCUUUUUCUGCUGCAGUUAUCCGUUUUUGUGUUUUGAGGUUAGAGUAAACAUAACCUCUCUAAAUACAUUUCUUGGCGACAGAUAAGACAUUGGGGUCCAAAAAAAAAUGUUAUUGAAAUUUUUCAACCAUGCGGGGACUUCAGCAAGUCAAAAUCAAAGAAAUUCAUAAAUAUUUUGAAAUAUUCUUCAACUGCCAUUUUUUGGAACAAUUAUUUCGACUGAUUUUUUUUUGUUACUUUAUAUAGAUUUAUUUUCCAAACAAAUUGACAAAAGAAAAAUGUGAUGGAGGGAAAUACACUUAAAUCAAAUUUUAUUUAAUUUUAUCCACCAUUGAACGAGGGGUUGAAAGCAAAGAAAUUCGUGGAACAAAAAAAAAGAGGAGAUUGAUAAUAAAAAUAAAUCAGAUGGGAGAAGGCAUUGAAGGAGAAAAUAAAAGAUCGGUUUCGGAGGAACUCAAGAAGCUGCGGACAAAAGAAAAAAAAUGGUUAGAAUGUAGAAAUAUUGUUGUAAUCGUUGUGAAAGGCGUUUGUAAAAAGGAAGUUAUUCUCUCUAAGCAGAAGAACAAAAAGAAAUUAAUGCUUUUUUGGAAAUAUUUGGAAGAAUUUGGAUUAGAGAGAAAGAGAGAGAGAUAAACUUUUUCUUAAGGAUAUUGAAUGGAAAAAUUGGAAAUGAAAAUGAUAAGGAAAAAUUAUAAACUAUUAUUCGAUGGAGUUGGAAAGUUCUAAUUAAUUAGAAUGUGUUUAGUCAAAUUGCUAACUCUUGUGUAAAAGAAAAUAUUGUAAGAAAAGAAAGAUUUCCCCCAAUUUGAAAGCCUCUUUUUUUAGUGAGAAUAUUUAAUAAUAAUUUUAUUCUGGCAAAAUUGCGGAUAUUUUUUUUUAAUUCAGUGGUAGUUUGUGAAUUUUAUUAUUGAGUAAUUUAUGUAAAUAGUUAAAUAAUUCAUUUAUUUAAAUGGAAGAAAAACAAUCGAAGAAAAUUGAUGGAAAAUUUAAGAAUAGAACCCAGCAAAUUUUCACAAACCAAACAAUAUUUUUUUGUCUAUUUAACCAAUUUCUUCGCCUCAGUAUCAGUUCUUUCUUUAAAUAAAAAUGUAAAACCCCUCCAGAGAAUAUUAAAAAAAAGAAAUGCAAUUUUAGUGAGGAAAUUAUUAGUGAGAGAGAAUGGUAAUAAAGAAAAAUCGUAAAGUAAAAUAGAAUUAAUGGAAUAAUAAAGUAAUGAGAAGAAGAAAAAUUAGAUAAAUGCUAAUUUUAAAUGAACAAAGAUUUUAGUGACAUCAUUUUGCAAUAUUAAAUCACAACUGUAUUCUAUAUUGUCUCCCCCUGUCCCCCGAUUAAAAAAAAAAAUAAGAAUGUUGCAAAAUAAACCAACUGAAGGGAGAAGAUAAAAAUGUGUAAAUUUAUUUUAUUGUAUCAAUAUGUUUCUUCAAUUUAAAUUAUUUUGUACAUUUUACACGUGAAUUUAUUUCUCACUCCUGCAAAAUGGAUUUAAUAAGAAAAAAAAAGAAACACGCGAAAAAAAUGACUGAAUAUUUGUAAAAAAGAAAAAUAAAAGAAAAAUUGGUAAGAAUAUUACAGAAAAAAAAAACAAAUUUUUUAGAUGUCGAACAAAAGAAAUAAAUUGAGAAUGAAUGGAAAACAAACCUCUGAAAAGCAGAAAAUAGGUGAAAAAAUCAGAGCUAAAAUCUACCUCAUCGUGUAAUAAAAAGAAAAAAAAAUACAUUUUCCCCCCAAAAAAAAAGAAGAAAAAUAA